AUGACUAUCAUCGAACGAGGAAUCGCCCACUCGCGGCGGAAGUCGCGCAAGGCGCACUUCAGUGCUCCUUCCAGCGAGCGCCGUGUCAUCAUGAGCGCUCCUCUCAGCAAGGAACUCCGUGAGAAGUACAAUGUCCGCGCUCUGCCCAUCCGCAAGGACGACGAGGUCACCAUCGUCCGUGGCUCCAACAAGGGCCGUGAGGGCAAGAUCACCAGCGUCUACCGUCUCAAAUACGUCGUCCACGUUGAGCGUGUCGUCCGCGAGAAGUCCAACGGCCAGAGCGUCCCCAUCGGCAUCCACCCCUCCAAGGUCGUCAUCAGCAAGCUGAAGCUCGACAAGGACCGUGAGAGCAUCCUCGAGCGCAUCGGCAAGGGUCGUGAGGCGAGAGCCAAGGCCAAGGCUUCUGCUUAA
This is a messenger RNA of Paecilomyces variotii, 411 nucleotides long. Its product is annotated as 60S ribosomal protein L26. Gene Ontology annotation, molecular function: RNA binding; structural constituent of ribosome. The record is from RefSeq and is a predicted model, not a curated record. Gene Ontology annotation, biological process: ribosomal large subunit biogenesis; cytoplasmic translation. The transcript has 3 exons. The coding region runs from base 1 to 411 and encodes 136 amino acids. Lineage: Eukaryota; Fungi; Ascomycota; Eurotiomycetes; Eurotiales; Thermoascaceae. Gene Ontology annotation, cellular component: cytosolic large ribosomal subunit; ribosome.